This is a messenger RNA of Gloeophyllum trabeum ATCC 11539, 2009 nucleotides long. RefSeq lists its product as uncharacterized. Bases 29 to 1768 code for a protein of 579 amino acids. The transcript has 5 exons. The record is from RefSeq and is a predicted model, not a curated record. Gene Ontology annotation, cellular component: spliceosomal complex. NCBI's taxonomy places the organism in Eukaryota, Fungi, Basidiomycota, Agaricomycetes, Gloeophyllales, Gloeophyllaceae. Gene Ontology annotation, biological process: mRNA splicing, via spliceosome.
ACAACGCUCUCUGUACACUACUACGACGAUGGCUGCCCUCGCCUCUGUGCUGCCCGCUCCCCUGAAUGCCCCAGCCAUCGCGGACGACGAGGACGACGUCCAAGUCGGGCCUUCGCAGCCGCAAUCCCAGUCCACAUCCCUGAUCUCCACCCGGACAGUCAUCCCGCCAUAUGGACAGAGGAAGGGUUGGAAGCCCCAGAGCCAGGAGGACUUUGGCGAUGGAGGUGCAUAUCCCGAGUGCCAUGUCGCCCAGUAUCCGCUGCAGAUGGGCAAGAAGAAGACCGCCGCCGGGAACACCCUUGCUCUCCAAGUCGACGCCGAGGGCAACGUCCGCUACGACGCCAUCGUGCACCAGGGUCAGCGCGAGGGCAAAAAGGUGCAAUCGCAAUUCAAAGACCUCAUCCCGAUCGCCUACCGUAAAGACCUCGAGGACGCCGAAAAAGAAAUGGAGCGCCCCUCCGAGGACGAAGUGCAGGCCACGACGGAGCGCACGCGCGCCGCGCUCGAGAAGCUCGUCAACGGCAAGAUCAAGGCGGCCCAGCCGAAGAACGUGCCCGACGCGCAGGGCAAGACGAGCUUCAUCCGCUACACGCCCGGGCAGCAGGCGGGCGCAAACGGGCUGAAGCAGCGGAUUAUCAAGAUGAGCGAGGUCGUGGAGGACCCGCUCGAGCCACCGCGGUUCAAGCACAAGAAGAUCCCACGGGGCCCGCCGAGCCCCCCGCCGCCCGUGCUGCGCAGCCCGCCCCGCAAAGCCACCGCGCAGGAGCAGAAGGAGUGGAUGAUCCCGCCGUGCAUCUCGAACUGGAAGAACAACAAGGGGUACACCAUCCCUCUCGACAAGCGUCUCGCGGCCGAUGGGCGUGGUCUCCAGGAUGUACACAUCAACGACAACUUUGCCAAGCUCUCCGAGUCGCUCUACAUCGCGGACCGGCACGCGCGCGAGGAAGUCCGGCAACGCGCGCUCAUGCAGCAAAAGCUCGCGCAGAAGGAGAAGGAGCAAAAAGAGGAGAACCUGCGCCUGCUCGCGCAACGCGCGCGCGAGGAGCGGAGCGGCAUCGCGCCCGCACGACCCGCCGCCCAGAGCCAAGCGGCCAUGAAAUCCGGGCUCGCGGCGUACGGCAGCGACUCCGAAGGCGGCAGCGCCUCGGAGCGCGAGGAGCGCGAGGACGAGGAGGCGGCGCGGCUGCGCGACCAGAUGCGGCAGGAGAAGCGGCGGGAGCGCGAGCGCGAGCUGCGGAUGAACAACAUGGGCGCGGAGCAGCGCGCGAAGCACCUCGCGCGGAUGCAGAACCGCGAUAUCUCUGAGAAGAUCGCGCUCGGGCUGGCGAAGCCGAGCACGAGCAAGGAGAGCAUGCUCGACUCGCGGCUGUUUAACCAGGAGAGCUUGGCGGGGAGCUUUGCGGACGACGAGGCGUAUAAUCUGUAUGACCGCCCGCUGUUCCAUGGGAGCAGCGCGGCGGCGGCGAUUUAUAAGGCGCGGGGGAAUAUUGAGCAGGGGAAUGAGGAGUCGUUUGGGGGCGGGACGGAGGAGGGGAUCUCGAAGGCGCUGGAUAAUGAUCGGUUUGGGCUGGGGAGGGGGCGGUUUGAGGGCGCGGCGGAGCAGGAGGCGCGGGAGGGCCCGGUGCAGUUUGAGAAGGACACGACGGAUGUGUUUGGGCUGGAUAAGUUCUUGGACGAGGCGAAGAGCGGGAGGAAGCGGGGGCUGGAUACUGAGGCGGGUGGCUCGCGGAAACGACAGCAGGUUGAGAGGGCGGACGAGCGGGAUUGAGCUGUUUAUGCAUGCGGACUGUUUGUAUCGUUGUAGAUUACUAGCCUGGUAGGUUGUAUUGCAGUUAAUGCUUCCCUGGUGAUACUAUCCAAAAGUGUGGGUCAGACCAAGGUGAUAGAAAGUACUAAUGAUACAUUUCCUAUUCCUAUGCCAACAAUAAGCAAUACACACAAGCUAACGAAUCUACGAACAAGCGCUCCAGAAAGCGUGCUAAAGCUACAAGCUAUGCAACAUUCAUUUU